AUGAACUCUUGGGCUGCCGAGGGCAUUUAUGACUGUAACUUCCUUUGCAUUUGUGUGCUGGGAGACAGAUCAGCAUACGGCUUGUGCAAGGAGAUGAGCGCUCAGAUGAAGCUUACGCAUUGUGUCAACGGCUUUGUGGCAUCACCUCAAGACAUGCCCACGUACGGACAGUUGGGCUGUCAGGGUUUCAUUGUCCUGGACAAGGAGCACAAGGUUGUCUCUGAGGGCACUUCCCCCUUCAUGCAGGUGCGAGGCUUGGCCUUCAAACACGUGGAGGCCCUGCUGAAUGCUGUUUGCAAUAACCUGCCGCUACCAGAUCUCUGUCCUGGCGAAGCAGUUCAGCUGGCCAAAGCACCAGAGGGACUGGAAAAGCUUCAGGGCUACAGGGGCAUCUGUAUUCGUGCCCAGGACAACAAGGUUGACUUUGGCUUCACGGACGGGCCCCUUCAGGGAAAGAUGAUUUCGGUGCCGCACUCCUCUGUGCAGCGCCUUGAUCCUAUGGACGAGGAAGAGAGCUGUGGACAAGGUUGCAGCAGCGGAGCCUGUGCUGACGGCAGCUGCCAGAAGGCAGCAGGCUGUGGAGACCGCAAAAGCUGUGAGGGGGGCAACUGCGGCCUGCCCUGCUCCAAGCCGGGCUGCGAAGAGCGGGAGGCGAGCAGCUCGGAAGGCAGCACAUGUGAUCCCAGCACUUGCGAGCGAGCCGAGUGCAAGGUGGAUCCAGAUUUUGUCAGCCAAGCCCUCGACCUUGUCAGCGUCAAGGUAGCAUCCAUGGAUUCUGAGCACGAAGAGUGCGCCACGGCCUUGCGACGCCUUGUGAACACCAGGACCAGAGAAGUGCUGGAGGAGGUUCUGAAGUGCCUUUCAGACCAUUUUGCCCACGAGGAGGCCCUCUUUGAGGAGUACGGCUUCGGAGCACACGUUAACGAGAAGCUGUCUGCAAAGAAAAGUCAUGCCAAUGAGCACCAGCGGAUGCUGAACAAGGUUCGCAAGCAGCUGUCUUGUGGCCCGUCUGUUCCAGCCACUUUUGUACGAGAGCUUCUCCAGGAAUUUCACGAGCACACCACCCUGUAUGAUGUGCAAUAUGCAGACUUCUUGGCGGGUAAGGGUGCCAAGUAA
Molecule: messenger RNA, 1116 nt
Organism: Symbiodinium pilosum
Lineage: Eukaryota; Dinophyceae; Suessiales; Symbiodiniaceae
Source: the annotation of a GenBank genome assembly